AUUUUUCUUAGAAAAAUAUUGAAAAAGGAUAGUUAACUGAGUUCAAGUAGAAAAAGGUAGGGGGUUAUGUGGAUCGAUGAAAAGUUGAUACUUUUAACCAAUUCACAAGCAUACGUUCUCCGAUCCCGUUAGGCAAGAUAUCGUUGGUAUGAACCAAUAGCCGUCAAGUGGCACGAGGUAAUCAACUGUAACCGAAUGUAAUAGUAGCAAGAAUCUCAGAAGCUACGUCUUGAAUUUUAGCGUAUACUAUAGCGUAUAGUUCAACGAUAGGACAUAGGCAUCAUCAUUAUCAUCACUGUAACGUUUGCGUACGGGUCGAUAGUAUUAAAUUUAGAAUCGGCUAUUUUGUGAUCACAUAGUAAAAUUGGUUAUUUUGGUUUUGGAUCUUUACGUCGUUCUCCUCAUUUGGAUCAAUUCUCACGCUAUGGUUUCCAUCCACGUAUUCAUCGAAAUCUGCUUUGCAUUGAUUCUAUUUAGGAAUGUCGACUCUGCAUUACCUCCAUAUAUAAAAGUAUGUAAAAAACAUGAUCCUAAUAUAAACGAAUGUGUAAUGAAUUCGAUCGAGAAUCUUCGUGAGAAAUUGGCUGAAGGAAUUCCUGAACUCGAUACACCGGCUAUCGAACCAUUAAAAUUAAGUCAAAUUCGUUUAUUGAGAGGACCAACUGGCGCUAGGCUCGAUAUCAAUCUUACUGACAUUCAGGUGAACGGACCGUCGACGUUUAAAAUACGUGAUCUCAAGGUGAACACCGAUGACGUAAUUUUCACUUUCAAGGUCAGCUUUGAAAAGCUAAAUUUUCAAGGAAAAUAUCAAAUAGAUGCUACGUUGCUUUUACUCAAGCUUACUGGAGAGGGUGAACUCGUUGGCAAUUUUACUGGAUAUGAUUCCGACAUUGUCUUGAAAGCACAGAAAAUUUAUAGAGACAAUAAAGUUUAUUUACAUUUCGAGAAAAUGAAAUUAAACAUUCAAAUUGGUGGUGCUAAUCUUUAUCUAAACAAUUUAUUUGCUGGCGAUCCAGUUCUAGGACCAGCCAGUAACAAGAUAAUAAAUGCUAAUAGCGCAUUAUUAAUAGAAGAAAUUAAACCAGUGAUGGAAUCAUCGUUAGCUGAUCUUUUUACCAAUGUUUCAAAUAAAAUUGUGAAAACCUUUACGUACGACGAACUAUUCCCAGAGAAUUGAACGAAAUCUAGACAAAUUAGAAUCCUUUUUUCUCAAAUUCAUCUAAUUAAUUUUAAUUCAUUAAUUAACGACAGCACACUUCACGUUUUUCAAUGAUACGUGCCGAUACAAACGGUAUAUAAUACUCGUAAAAGAUGAAACAAUAAAACAAACAAACAAACAAACAAACAAAAAAAAAAAGAAAAGAAAAAAGGAGAAAGAAAAUAAAAUCAAAAUAAAAUAUAUAGAUAUAUGUAUAUAUAUAUAUAUAUAUAUCUUCUAAUCGUACUUAUUAGAAGAAUUAUAAAGAAAUAAAAGAUUAGGGCACCAGUUCAGCUUUCGUAAGAACACCGAGUGCUCGAGCUGCUAAUGCUCUGCUAAUCGUUGCAGCUGUGUCCUCGAUGAUAGGACUUGCUAUGUCAAGAACUAAUCGUGGAUUAGAAUUGAAGAACGUUGCUGCUGCGUCAGCUAAAAUAAUAAUAAAAAUAUUACGUGACCAAUAUAUAUGUAUAUAUGUAUAUAUAUAUGCCUAUACGUACAUAUGUAAUAGAACGAAAAAAAAAGAAAAAAAAAAAAAAAAAAAAAAUAAAUUAAAUAUAACUUUUCUAAUCACCAGCUACAGUAUGAGAAGGCGGUGCCUUCAAUUUAAUAUUUCCACUGCCAACACGAAUUUUUGUAUCUAAUUUAUCGAUCUCUAGCCUCUGUAUGCCAUCCUUGUCGGUAAUUUCUUUCCCUUGUGCAUUAACUUUUGCCUCAGUAUUAGCUAAAAAAAAAAAAAAAAAAAAAAAAAAAGAUAUAAAACAAUAAAUAAAUAAAUAAAUAAAUAAAUAUAUAUAUAUAUAUAUAUAUUUAAUAAUAAAUUGUGAACUCACUGAAAUUUCCUUUGAAACUGCCAGCACCGUUGAGUGGUAACAAUAAAAGUCUACCAUGAACAUCGUAAUCACCUUUAACAUGAACAUGAGGUAAUUGUACUUUUAUAGAUACUGUUAGAUCAUUGGGAUUUGCAUUUAGUUCCUCGACUAAGAAAUUUGUAGCACCGUAAACACGUAUCUGACUCAUGUUCGCUUUUAUUUUAAGUGCUUCUAAGUUUCUAUCGACUGUUAGGGAUGGUAAAAGUAGCGGAUCCAAUGGUGGUAAUUUCAACGAUGGUAUACCCUUUGCCAAAUAAGGUGUUAUGGUUUCCAAUUGUUUCAGUACACAUUUGUCAUAAGUUGGAAGAUCGCUUGUUCGUGGACAAGCUGUUACACCUGGGGCUAAAACAAGAAA
This is a messenger RNA of Vespa velutina, 2422 nucleotides long. Its product is annotated as putative beta-carotene-binding protein. NCBI's taxonomy places the organism in Eukaryota, Metazoa, Arthropoda, Insecta, Hymenoptera, Vespidae. The transcript is spliced from 6 exons. The record is from RefSeq and is a predicted model, not a curated record. Bases 425 to 1177 code for a protein of 250 amino acids.